CGCCCUCCGUCAACGAAACCAGCGUGUUCUGAAAUUCAGGAUCUUUAAUCACUGACAACGAAGACAAACUACAAGCAACGAAGACAACCUACAGGCAACGAACGAUCAUGGCGGGCAAGAAGGAGCUUGAAGAACUCAUACCAUUUCUCACUUUGAAUGAGCGAAUCGAUGUGUUGUCCGUGGCCUUACACCACAUAGUAGGUCUCACUGGUACUGUGGAUGGUAUCCUGUUGAUGGCGUCUGAUAAACGAUACAUCGAGGCACUAUUUCCACUAACUCGCCAUCCACAGGAUGCGAUUGCAACGGACUCGUAUUUAACACUCGUAAAUCUUUCUUCGAAUAAAACAGUCGCGUCCAGCAUCGUGGCCGAUUACGACAUCGUCCCCCAUUUUUUGGAGUACGUCACGAAAAGCGACAGCCUUCACGCCGACUAUGUAUGUAUGAUACUGUCAAACCUCUCAAGAAAUAACGAAUGUUGCGUCAAAGUCACGCAGUAUCUGCAGAAAAUCGACGGCGGAUUCAAUCAAAUCGUGGAGGCGUUUUGUAAAGAAAAAUUCAACCCAAAAAACAAUCUUCAUUAUCUUGGACCAUUUCUAUCGAAUUUAACCCAAUUACACGAAGGAAGAAAAGCUGUGUUAGACAAAGAUAGAUGUAUUAUUCAAAGAUUGAUACCGUUCACUCAGUAUGAAGCAUCAGACAUAAGAAGAGGUGGAAUUGUGGCUACUCUAAAAAAUGCCUGUUUUGAGUCAGAUUAUCACUCAUGGUUGCUAAGCGACAGUGUUGAUAUUUUACCUCGUCUUCUUCUUCCACUGGCUGGACCAGAAGAGUUAACUGAGGACGAAAUGGAUGGGAUGCCGUUUGAUUUGCAGUAUCUAGAAGAAGACAAGAAAAGAGAACCAGAUCCUGAUAUCAGACAGAUGCUGAUAGAAGCAGUCUUUCAGCUAUGUACAACCAAAGAAGGGAGAGACAUCGUGAAGGCUAAGAAGACAUACAUUAUACUCAGAGAGUUAGAUAGAUGGGAAAAAGACCCCAAGGUGAAAUCUACAUGUCAGAAAUUGAUUUCACUUCUUAUAGGAGAUGAUCCGCCGGAUGAUUUGUCAGAUCUUAAAAAGGUUAAGAUUCCGGAAGAUGUUCAGAAACAACUUGACGAAGCAGACAAGCAGGAAGAAGAAGAGUUUGCAAAUGCAGAAAUUUAAAUAUGAAUAUUUUAAUCUAUGUCAAUGAGCCUAAAAUUACAUUUAUUGUAUACUGGUUUAUUAAAACAUGACUAAGUUUGACCA
Molecule: messenger RNA, 1280 nt
Organism: Saccoglossus kowalevskii
Lineage: Eukaryota; Metazoa; Hemichordata; Enteropneusta; Harrimaniidae
Product: co-chaperone protein HGH1 homolog
Source: RefSeq, a predicted model, not a curated record